UAUUUACAUUUACUCCUUUUCUAUACACAAAAUACACUACACAUUACAAGAAUCCAAUACACAUUCAUACAUUGAUACAUACCAACGUCAUCAACCUCCUAGCUGUGUACUCUCCUGUUUUCCCCAAAUACUCAAAGAAACAGCCUUUGAUUUUGAUUUUGUAGCUAAUUCUCAUAAAAUUCUGAAAUUUUCGACUGUUUUAGCCAGCAAGACGCAAAAAUGCAGGGAUGUAAGAGAACCGACGGGAGAAGAUGGCGGUGUCGCCGGCCAUUGAUGGACGGGAAAGAGUACUGUGAAACACACUUCCUUCAGUACUGUCAUCGGCUGAAGCACGAGCCAGUUCCCGCUGCUCUUAAACUCGCCGGAAUUAGGCACAAGAAAUUGGUCCCUAAAGUCGAUGAAGAAUCGUCACUUCAACAUGGCGGAGAAUACGAGGUACCCCUAAGAAGAAGGGGUAGAAAACGAAAUCGGCCAUUGAAGGAUGUGGAUGCAGUUCGUCUACCCCGUAAAAGGGGUAGACCACCGAUGAAGGGGGCUGUAGUUGAAAUCUCCGAUCAACUUGAGGAUGGAAGCAAGUUAACUUUCCAAGACGGAAAUCUGCACUUGUAUAAUAUCAAACAGGAAUAUGAGAAAACUGUUGUUAAGGAUCUCAUGUAUGGACAAAUGGUGAUACCCCGACCUUCUCCGAUGUCCUUACAAUUCAGAACUGUGCAAAAAGAAGUUUCUCCGAAGAUUAAAGUUGGGGUUCCAUCUGCAACUAGAUUUCCCAGAAGGACGAUCCGUUCUAAAAACGUUGAAUCCGAUCCAAUUGCUACAGUUCAGAUGUUACCAAAUAUAAAAGAAAAUAUAAAAGCAUCUGCAAAGACGAAUAUCAUCAAGAGGUGCCAUUGGUGCAAAUACACCAGCUAUCGUGUUUUUGUCCAAUGCUCAACAUGUAAAACACAGUUCUUUUGUAAAGAAUGUAUCGAUAAAAGGUUUUAUUGUAGGUCAUCAAUCAAGAGAUUGUGUCCUGUGUGUGAAGGGACGUGUGAAUGCCGAACUUGCUCAAAAGCAAAAUCUAAAGAAGUUAAAAAGAAGGAGUUGGUGAUUUAUGAUUGUGAUGAGGAGGUGAUGAUUUACAAUGGUGAAGAGGAGGAGGUGGUGGUUUCUGAACCUGAAAAUGAGGUAGCUGUAUACAAUCAUGAAAAGAAGUUUGACAAAAGUCAACAACUUCACAUGAUUCGCCUCCUUCUUCCACUUAUGGAAAAAAUAAAUCAAGAAAAGAUGAAUGAGCUGGAAACCGUAGCUAUAAACAAAGGAAGAGCUCAUUCCGAAUUACUAGUUCAGCUUGUAGAAUGUCCCAAGAAGCCAAUAUGCAGUUUUUGCUCUUCAUGGGUUACAGACAUUCACAGAAGCUGUGAAUAUUGUUCUUACAUUCUCUGCAUUCAUUGUUGUCAAGAGUUUCAUGAAGGAUACUUACAUUCAGGUCUUGGAGAUUUGAGGAAUACUAGGUUAGUUAGAAGCAAAUCAAGAAAGAUUUCAUGGGCAUUUAGCAUAGAUGGAAGCAUAAGAUGUCCACCACAAACUUUAGGUGGAUGCAAUCAAGAUUUUCUCCAAUUAACUUCUUUUUCCCCCUUUGGUUUGACAAAAGAUCUUGAAGAAAACGCAAAGCAAAUAGUAAACAAAUAUAAAUUCAAGAAAUCUUUAGGGCUUCUUUCUUCAACUUGCUUACUAUGUGAUGAAAAUGACAAAUUGGGUAGUGAAAAAGUUGGAAACUUGAUUAAAAACAAGGGUUUGUAUUUCAAGACUAAGCAAGAUUUGAUGGAUAAAAAUCUUGAACAUUUUAUGAAGCAUUGGGGUAAAGGUCAACCUCUUGUAAUCCGUAAUGUCCUUCAAAGUCAACAACAUUUGAAUUGGGAUUUCGGUUACUUGUUGUGUAAGUAUCUUGAAAGGAGUGAAGGAAAAGGAAAAUCAAAAGGUGGAUUUGAUUGGUGUGAUGUGCAAUUCGGUAGAAAGCAGAUUUUUAAAGGUGGUGUAACACAUGAAAAUGUGUGGCAAGAGCUUUUGAGAUUCAAAGUUAUGUUUUCUUCAAACUUUUUUCAAGAUCAUUUCCCAGAUCAUUAUGCUGCUGUGAUGGAAUCUUUACCUGUUCAAGAAUAUAUUACGGGUUUUAUGAAUCUUGCAAUGAAUGUUUCACAUGAAUCUGGAAACCCUAAUUUGGGACCUCGUGUUUGUAUCUCAUAUGGUGAACCGAAUCUUACAGAUGCUGAUCUUAUAACUAAAUUGUGUUUUCAUGCGUAUGAUAUGGUUAAUAUUCUUGCGUAUGCUACUGAUAAUCUGAUUUCUGAGGACAAUCUUAAUAAAGUCAAGAUCUUGAUGAACAAAUACAGUUCACAAGAGCAUAUAAAGUCUUCAAAGAAGAUCAAAACAAGAAAUGAACUUGAAAAACUAUUUGAAAGUUCACCAAAAUUGGAGGCGAAAAAGAAUGAUGUAGAUAUGUCAUUUGAUGAUUCAAACACUGAAGAUUCUGAUUCUGAUUCUGAUUCUGAUUCUGAUUCUGAUUCUGAUGAUGAAGUUUCAGCUUAUUCUCAACAUGAAAUCGGGACAUGUAGUCAUUAUGAAGAGGAACAAAUAGUUGAAACUCAUGGGAUUGAGUGGGACAUUUUUCACCAGAAAGAUGUCCCAAAGCUUUUGGAGUAUCUGAAAAAGUAUUCUGAUAAAUUCAGUAAAUCUUGUGGUUCUCCAAAAAAGGUUGUUCAUCCACUUUUUGAUGAAGUCUUUUACUUAGACGAGCUUCAUAAACUGAGAAUCAAGGAAGAAUUCAAUGUUGAACCAUGGAGUUUUGAGCAACAUAUUGGUGAAGCUGUUAUCAUUCCAGCUGGUUGUCCUUACCAAAUGAAGAAAGUUAAGUCAUGUGUUAAUGUGGUUUUGGAUUUCAUCUCACCCGAAAGUGCAACUAACUGCAUUAAAGUAGGCGAUGAAAUUCGCCGACUUCCUGUAAAUCACAAAGCCAAAGGGGCAAUGCCAAAGGUCAAGAAUAUGGUUAUUAAUGGCAUGGAUGCAGCAAUUGAAGAAAUCCGUACGGUUUUAGAAACGUAGUAUUUAUGUACAUGAGACUUGAAGCAUGAUAUGGAGCAUGUACACUCCAAAGCCAAGUCAACUAAAAUGAUGUUUAAAAAUGGUGGCAUUGACCAUUGCUAUUUCUCAUUCAGCAAAAGGCUUCUUCAAAGUGUUGUGUAAAAGGAACUUUUGUGGCGAUCGAUAGAAGGGCGUUUUAGUCAAAAUCCAUUUUGAUGAACUUUGAACUGGAGUUAAAUUGCAGGCCUUAAAUCUUUGAAUCAGUCAACAAGAGGUAAAGUUAAGGUUGAUCACAUGCAAUAAGGUAUGAAUUAAGGUAAUCAUUAUUACACUUGUUAUUUCCUAAAAUAGCAUGUUGGGCCUAUUUAUUUUUAGUAAUUUAACGCUUUCGUUCAGUGGGUCAUAUUAUUUGAACUUUGAAGUGAGGAAAUUGAAUUUGUGAUUGUGGGUCCCAUUUAUGAAUAAAAAAGAUGAGGCCUAGAAAAUAACAUAAACUAUUUACAUCUUAUUUAAAGGAAGCACCAUAUAAAAAACUAUGUCCAUUGAGUGGAAUUUGUAAUAAUAAAUGCAUUUUCCAUUAUAAAACAUUAGAAAAUAGCUAAUUUUUAUUCACUUAAAUUUGUUCCAAAAUUCUUCUCCCUUUUUUAGAAUAGUUAUAGAAUGGGAGGGCGUAUUGAUCUUGUUGAUUUCAAAGAUAAUCUGAUUCGAAUUUGGGUAUAUAUGGAAACAUAAAAUUGGUCUGAAUAUUUAUUUUUUUAGAACAAUUGUUGAAUUUGAGGGUGUAUUAUAUCAUCUGUCAACUAUGUCUUUAUUACUCUUGUGAUGAAAAAAUGUUAAUGACACGCUGAUGUGGCAUUUGAACAGCUGUCGUGCUUGCUUUCUUGCAUGACUAGUCUCAUAUAAAUACAAACUUAUUUUGUUUGUUAGUCAUCAACUUUAUAAGCAUUUGGAAUUUUUUUGGUGAAAUAAUGACAUCAGCAAUGUCAAUAUUCUUAUAGUAUGUGUGUUAUUUUCUUGAGCAAUGUAUAGUUAGAUACUGUUUUUUUUUUUUCCCUAGGUUUCUUAUUAAUCUAAUAGGCAUAAAUUUACAUUUUUCAGGUGGUAUUGGCCAUUGCUAUUUCUCAUAUAGAAUUGGCUCCUUCAAAGUGUUGUGUAGAAGGAAACUUUCUAGGGCUAUUUUCGAUAACGAGGAUGAGGGCAUUACGGUCAUUUUUGCACAUACGAGACAUCAAGAGGUAAAGGUAAGGUUGGUCACAAGCAAUAAGGUAUGAAUCAAGUUAAUAACUAAACUUUCUAUUUCUUACAAUAGCAACCCUCACAUUUCCUUUUUAAGUAUUACUUUUGUCUUCACACAAAGAUAAGAUAGGAUUAGAACUUAGAAGCACAUAUUAAUCUCAUUAUCACUAAUCACUUACCCUAAUAUUUCCUUCUCAAUGUUAUGUUGAGAUAGAGUACAUAUAUGUUGGGUUGAAACUUGAAAUUACUCACUUAACAAGUAUAUGUGUCAUUUUCUCAAAUAAUUUUUAAAUAUCAUUUAUCCAGACACCAGUUAAUGGGAAAAAAAACAGGAUUAAGUUAUUAUUAUCGAUCUAAUGCACUAAUGAUAUUUCUACAAUUGCCUAUAAUUAGUAAAUAAGUAAUAACCAGUUAACCACUUAUUCCCACCUUUCCUCUUAAAUAGUCAUCUAUUUCAACACUUUUAAGGCAUUACAUUUGAGACUUUUACUUUCAUUUUUUCUCUUAUUAAGGCGUUGUACUUUGAGAAAUCUACCUAAUUAUUGCAUUAUACUUUCAAUUUCUUUUGUUAUUACAACACUGUAUUGCUGAUAAUUGUUUUGUAUUUGGAUGACAUUGCUAUAACUGGGUAGAUGUUUUGAAUUACAAUGAUGUUAAUAGGAAGAACUUACAUAGAAUCCAAUGGAUCUGAAGAGAUUGAAUUGCAAACUUUAUAUAGAAGCGCAUUUUGGAAUGGUCAUCCUCCUUUUGGCUCAGUCUGUUCUAUUAUUUUAUAGACUGUAUUUGACGUGUAUUGGAUUGAGGGAUAGAAUAUUAGUUAUUGUAAAUAAAUUUGUAGUUUAGGAUGUUAUGUUCAUUCCUUUUGUGUAACAUGCUAACAUCUCCAAAUGCUUUUGGCAUUUGUGUAAUACCUAAAAUCUUGAAAAUAAGAAUAAAAAUAUAAGUUGCAACAACAA
Molecule: messenger RNA, 5249 nt
Organism: Lactuca sativa (garden lettuce)
Lineage: Eukaryota; Viridiplantae; Streptophyta; Magnoliopsida; Asterales; Asteraceae
Product: lysine-specific demethylase JMJ28
Biological process (GO): regulation of transcription by RNA polymerase II
Cellular component (GO): chromatin; histone deacetylase complex
Molecular function (GO): chromatin DNA binding; transcription coregulator activity; histone H3K9 demethylase activity
Source: RefSeq, a predicted model, not a curated record